AUGGAUAUUGGGCAGCGGCCAACAAAACACUUGAAUAGCAGCAUCAAGAACAACAUGGUGCAGUUUCUACUCAAGCACAGCCAUGAUGGAGUGCUCGCAAGAGGGGCUGUUAUGGAAGCAGCAGAUGCAUUUGAAGUUAGUAGGAAAACCGUGUACAGGGUAUGGAAGGCAGCCAAGGAGCUGAUGCAAAGGGGAGAACCUGCAAUUAUGCAAGGAAAGAUUAAAGGAUACCAUCAUGCUGAUCAAUUAAAAAUUGAUGAAGAAAAGGUUAGAAACUUAUCUACUCUUGAGAGAGCUUCACUGAGAAAAAUGGCGGUCAAAUUAAAUGUUAGCAAGAGCACAUUAGGUCAGUGGGUAAAGCAUGGUAAACUAAGGCCACAUACAAAUGCAAUCAAACCUGCACUCACCAAUGUCAAUAAGAUAGCAAGGGUUAGAUGGAGUCUUAGUCAACUUCAGCCACAAAUUACUCAAGGUAGAGUUCCAUAUCAAAGCAUGCACAAUGUAGUGCAUAUAGAUGAAAAAUGGUUCUAUAUGACCAAGGCCUCAGACAGGUACUACCUCUUGCCGGAUGAGGAUGAGCCAUAUAGGGCAUGCAAAUCAAAGAGAUUCAUAACCAAAGUUAUGUUUAUGUGUGCUGUCAGUAGACCACAUUUUGGUAUGGAUGGGCAGCCAACAUAUGAUGGUAAGGUGGGAAUAUUUCCCUUCACUGUAAGUAAUGCCAGCAUAGAGGAGAUCAAAGAACAGGCCCAAAGGGACCAUGAAAACCAAGGCAGUCCAUUCAGUAACAAAGGAAGUGAUGAGGGACUGCCUGAUCAACAAGGUAUAUCCAACUUUUUCAUGCUAUCAGAUCUUAACAACUCAUGA
Salvia splendens (bonfire salvia) is the source of this 864-nucleotide messenger RNA. RefSeq lists its product as uncharacterized. The record is from RefSeq and is a predicted model, not a curated record. Lineage: Eukaryota; Viridiplantae; Streptophyta; Magnoliopsida; Lamiales; Lamiaceae. The coding region runs from base 1 to 864 and encodes 287 amino acids. The transcript has a single exon. Gene Ontology annotation, molecular function: nucleic acid binding.